AUGCCCAACUGGAGGGAGGAAUAUUCUACGGCCUUAUGCACCAGAGACCAGCGCGAAAAGGCAAACAUCUCCGUUUUUGAGGCUUAUACACGUCUGGCUGAUCGCUCUGGAAAGCUAGAAAAGGAACGAGCCGAAGCUGUCCGAUAUGCCCAGGGCGUAUCGAAACCCAAAGCAACACAUUCCCCUCAAGGCAAAAAAUCACAAGGCACUGAUGACGGCGCUGCUCCAUCAGGACUAGAUCCUCUACUUGCUGCGACUCAAGAUCUGGCUGCUGCACAAAAGUCACGAGAAGACCUAUCAAACAAACUAGAGCAAGCUCUUGUAAAGCUAGAUAGGCUGACGAGGAAGUUGAAUGCGGAAACGCAGAGAGCAGCAGAUUUGGCUGUAGAGAGAACGCAGCUCCAGAUCCGUCUGAAGGAUAGAGACGAGGAAUUGAGGGGUAAAGCUAAACUCCUUGAUGUUAGUUCUGACAUUAUUCUUGAUGUCCAAGACGAGCUUGUGUCGCUCAAUUUGCAGUUCAAUAUGGCUGAGGAGCGAUCCAAGAGGUUUGAGGAAGAGAAUAAACAGCUUGUUGACCGAUGGAUGGCAAGAAUGGGACAGGAAGCGGAAGCCAUGAAUAAAGCGUCGAAAUUUUCAUAG
This is a messenger RNA of Microsporum canis CBS 113480, 639 nucleotides long. RefSeq names its product Atg16p. The record is from RefSeq and is a predicted model, not a curated record. Bases 1 to 639 code for a protein of 212 amino acids. NCBI's taxonomy places the organism in Eukaryota, Fungi, Ascomycota, Eurotiomycetes, Onygenales, Arthrodermataceae. The transcript is spliced from 3 exons.